Orbilia oligospora ATCC 24927 is the source of this 1041-nucleotide messenger RNA. RefSeq lists its product as uncharacterized. The record is from RefSeq and is a predicted model, not a curated record. Bases 1 to 1041 code for a protein of 346 amino acids. The transcript has a single exon. Gene Ontology annotation, molecular function: protein binding. NCBI's taxonomy places the organism in Eukaryota, Fungi, Ascomycota, Orbiliomycetes, Orbiliales, Orbiliaceae.
AUGGAGCCCCAGCUGCAACGUCCUAUCCUGGCACCCCAACAUCUAGCACCCCUUCUGGACUCGGGUCCGAGGCUAAAUAACCUCCCUCUUGAUGUCACUUUCAACAUUCUAGAGGAAUGUUCUGCCUACGAUAUAAUCUCCCUGGAAUCUACAUGUCGUUCAAUCAGGGCCUCUAUCCGCUCAACACAAGGAUGUGCUAUCUUCAUAAACAGAGUCAAGCAGGACAGCUAUGAAGCCAUGACCAUCUAUCACAUCGAUAAGAUCCAGAUUGAACAACAGAAAUGGCGCGACAGGAGAUGGGAGAAAGAUAAACCUUCUUCUGCUGCCCCGGUUCCAUGGACGAUUGCGAUGGAAUCUGAGCAGGAUGAGGACUACGUCGAGCCCGGAUUCCCUGCUGCAAAGGCUCUUCGAGAGUUCAGAAUGGAAGAUCAACCUCUUGAUGAGCAAUGUAAGGAUCUCAGGAAGUAUAUUAAGCUAGCAGAGUUCUUCUCAUCCCACUGCAGACUAGCUCUUGCCAGAAAGAGACGUGGACUGGGAAUCAAAGUUGAGGAGCCGGACGCCAAUGACACAACCACGAAGACCACCUAUAUGCACAACACGGCCAGGCAGAAUCAAAAUGAUCAAAAUGAUCAAUUAUCUCCUUUUUUACAGGUACUCGGGCGGCUUACUCAUGCGCAGUUCAUGAAGACCUUCCUAGAAUACUGGAUUGCCACUCGUGUUUUUCAGUGCUACAUCGGUGCGGGGUGGCCUAGUCACAUUCGAGGGGACAAUUGGGUCUGGGUUCCAGCUUGCGAGAAGAUCUUCGGAACUCAACAACAGUAUAGCUACUGCCAAUUUGGCAGGAUCGCAGCUAUGAAAGAGUUUAUUGGACAGUGUCUCGGAGCUUAUUUAGUUUGGUGCGACUCCCUCUGGCGUCGACGAUCGCUAGUUAGGGGGAUUAACAUCCAGUCGGGCCCGGGUGGACAAAAGGGAAUGCUCGAGAACCAUAUCCAGUGUUAUGUUGGUUUGUGCACUCAAGACAAAAGUGAGUUCCUUCCUUAA